Columba livia (rock pigeon) is the source of this 1916-nucleotide messenger RNA. It is a transcript of the gene RAB3A, whose product is annotated as RAB3A, member RAS oncogene family. The transcript has 5 exons. The coding region runs from base 159 to 821 and encodes 220 amino acids. Lineage: Eukaryota; Metazoa; Chordata; Aves; Columbiformes; Columbidae. Gene Ontology annotation, cellular component: plasma membrane; endosome; synaptic vesicle. Gene Ontology annotation, molecular function: myosin V binding; GTPase activity; GTP binding. Gene Ontology annotation, biological process: protein secretion; synaptic vesicle exocytosis; regulation of exocytosis. The record is from RefSeq and is a predicted model, not a curated record.
CGGGGGCCGGGCCGUGACGUCACCCUCAUUUACAUACAUCGCCCCGCCUCUCCCCCCCGCUCCUGCCGACGUCAUCCGGGCUCUGCAACCGGCGGGGCGGCGCGCGCCGCUGCUGCAGUUGCUGCAGGAGGAGGCGGCGGCGCGAGCGCGGGCUGGAGAUGGCGUCGGCGACCGACUCCCGCUAUGGGCAGAAAGAAUCCUCAGACCAGAACUUCGACUACAUGUUCAAGAUCCUGAUCAUCGGCAACAGCAGCGUGGGGAAAACCUCCUUCCUGUUCCGCUACGCCGACGACUCCUUCACCCCGGCCUUCGUCAGCACCGUCGGCAUCGACUUCAAGGUCAAGACCAUCUACCGCAACGACAAGCGCAUCAAGCUGCAGAUUUGGGACACGGCCGGGCAGGAGCGGUACCGCACCAUUACCACGGCCUAUUACCGCGGCGCCAUGGGCUUCAUCCUGAUGUACGACAUCACCAACGAGGAGUCCUUCAACGCCGUGCAGGACUGGUCCACCCAGAUCAAGACCUACUCGUGGGACAACGCCCAGGUCCUGCUGGUGGGGAACAAGUGUGACAUGGAGGACGAGCGCGUCGUCUCCUCGGAGAAGGGCCGCCAGCUCGCCGAGCACUUGGGUUUCGAGUUCUUCGAAGCCAGCGCGAAGGACAACAUCAACGUGAAGCAGACGUUCGAGCGGCUGGUGGACAUCAUCUGCGAGAAGAUGUCGGAGUCGCUGGACGCGGCCGACCCGGCCGUCACCGGCGCCAAGCAGGGCCCGCAGCUCAGCGACCAGCAGGCCCCCCCGCACCAGGACUGCGCCUGCUAGGGACACCCCCCGCACCCCAAAACCCCCUCAGUGCACCCCACACCCCUCAGUGCACCCACACCCCCCCAAAAAACCCUCUUUUGUGGGGCGAAACAUUUGCUGCUGGUACCUCCCGAAGGGCUGCGGCCUACCUAGGAGCCCCCAUUCAUUUAGGCUGUGCCCCCUUUUCCCCCCUCCCUUAAUUUAUUUUUAAGCCUGGGCUAGUAGAUCCCCCCCCCAUUCUGCUUUAAAUCACCCCCCAAACCAUUAUUUUCUCCACUACACCCCCCCCCCAAAACCUCACGUGUCCCCCCCCACACCCACCCAAAGGGCCCCUGGAGGCUCUUGGUGCCCAUUUCUCCCCCUCGCUGGAUGGAUAUUUCCUAAAACUCUUGUUUAUUUGUAUAAAUAGAUGCUAAUUUAUGCUCCCGCCGUCUUCCUCCUUGUACAGAAGAAACCCUCCUUGUAAAUAGGCGUAAAGCGCCGCUGGUGUGCCCUGCCGUGCCGUGGCCGUGCUGGUGCCGUUACUUUUAUGUUUAAUUCUAUGUUUUAUUUCGUUUCGGUUUGUUUUCUCCGUGUGGCAACCUUGCUUGUGAAUACCACUUUAAAAAACUCUAUCUAUUAUUUAAAGGUUUAAAAAGCUAAUCCUACACGAGCAAGGCCAGCCAAGCCCUGGAGCAAAUUAGCCCCGCUUUGGGGACCUUUGCAGAGGCGCCGUUUUGGGCUCGUUUUGGCUCUUUUUGGCUUGGGGGGGUGUGUGGGGCUUGAAGGAGCGUCGCUAAUUUGCCGCAGGGCGUUGGGCUCCGUGUGUUCCUGUCGUGCUGUGAAUAAGUGGAUAUUUCUGUAGCGAUGACGGACCCGAGAUCCUGCCGCCCCCUAUUUAUGUUUUUCUCGGAGCGCUGUGUCUUUGUUUUAACAGAUUUCCCCCCCCUCGCCUCUCUCCCCUUUCCUAUUUUUGUGACGUUUACUCCGGAAGCGUUACCACCGUACUGUACAAAUGUCAAAAGUGUCAAAAAAUGAAGAAAAAACGAUAAAAAAAAAAAGAGUACAAUUUCCUAAAAAUCACUGUAUUAAAAGAAAUGUUGUGAAGAAAUAAAUCGAUGCUGAUCACCUGUU